This is a messenger RNA of Stegastes partitus (bicolor damselfish), 1634 nucleotides long. RefSeq names its product alcohol dehydrogenase 1-like. Lineage: Eukaryota; Metazoa; Chordata; Actinopteri; Pomacentridae. The record is from RefSeq and is a predicted model, not a curated record. Gene Ontology annotation, biological process: formaldehyde catabolic process. The transcript is spliced from 9 exons. Gene Ontology annotation, cellular component: cytosol. Gene Ontology annotation, molecular function: alcohol dehydrogenase (NAD+) activity; zinc ion binding; S-(hydroxymethyl)glutathione dehydrogenase [NAD(P)+] activity. The coding region runs from base 153 to 1283 and encodes 376 amino acids.
GAAAGUCCAACUGGAUGGUUGCCUAAUCCCUCAUCCAGCAGCAGUAUUUAAUCAGAUGUAGAUCCAGUUCUCUUCUCCAUCUGCAGUCCAGCAGCUCUUCCCCUUCUCAACUGCUUCUCUUUUUUUUUUUGAGUUCUAUCUUUGCUUCAGAUAUGGCUACAGCUGGUAAGGUCAUCAAGUGCAAGGCAGCAGUAGCCUGGGCGCUCAACAAACCUCUGGUGAUUGAGGAGAUUGAAGUGGCUCCACCUCAGGCCAACGAGGUCCGCAUCAAGAUUGUGACAACUGGGGUGUGCCACACAGACCUGUACCACUUGUUUGAGGGUGUGAAUAAAGAUGACUUUCCAAUUGUCCUUGGCCAUGAGGGAGCUGGCAUCGUAGAAAGUGUUGGUCCAGGUGUCACUGAAUUUCAGCCAGGAGACAAAGUCAUCCCUCUGCCUUUCCCUCAGUGUGGAAAAUGUCGCUUCUGUAAAAGUCCAAAGACCAACCAGUGUGCAGAUGCAUGGAAUACAGAUUCCAUGAAGUCAUCAGAAGAUUCCAGAUUUACCUGUAAGGGGAAGAAGGUGCUGCAGUUUUUUGGAACCAGCACCUUCUCACAGUACACUGUGAUGAACCAGAUGGCUGUGGCCAAGAUUGAUCCUGCAGCUCCCCUGGACAAAGUCUUCCUCCUGGGCUGUGGGAUCUGCACUGGAUAUGGAGCAGCAGUUAAUACUGCUAAGGUUGAACCAGGAUCCACAUGUGCUGUGUUCGGUCUGGGAGCUGUGGGUCUGGCUGCAGUCAUGGGCUGCAAAGCUGCAGGAGCAAAGAGGAUUAUAGCUGUUGACAUCAAGCCAGAGAAGUUUGUGAAGGCCAAAGUCUUUGGUGCUACUGACUUUGUCAACCCCAAAGAUCACAAUAAACCCAUCAGUGAAGUGCUGACUGACAUGACCAAUGGAGGAGUGGACUACUCCCUGGAGUGCAUUGGGAAUGUGGAAGUCAUGCGCAGUGCUUUGGAGUCUUGUGUCAAAGGUUGGGGUGUUGCUGUAAUCGUUGGCUUUACCAACAAAGAUGACUUUGCUGCCCGUCCCUUUCAGCUGAUUGCUGGACGUACAUGGAAGGGAUCCCUUUUAGGAGGAUAUAAGAUGAAGACAGGUGUGCCUGAGAUGGUCAAAGCCUACCUGAACGGGAAGAUAAAGCUGGAUGAGUUCAUCACUCACAACAUGACUUUGGCCCAGAUCAACGACGCCAUUCAACUGCUGGAACACGGCAAAUGCAUCCGGACAGCUCUGAGUGUUUCUCCACCAUAAGAUCAUCGUGCUGCUUUCAUUGAUGGUUCAGCUCAGAUCCAAGAUCAUUUAAAUUAUGCCAGAUAUACUCAAAACACUCUUUGGAUUAUAUAAUUUAUAUCAUUAAUAAAUGAUCCAUUGAAGUCUUUACAGAAACUGCAUUUCUAAAUUCAGUGAUGCAUUGUUUAAUGUGACAAAAGUGUUCUUUUCAGUUGUGUUUAGACCAGAUUCACACAGAUCAGUCUCUUGAUAUCAGUGGUUACUGAACUUGGCAGGAGUGUUGUAGCUAUUCUUUAUCCAGAAUUUUUCCCUAUUAGUGCCUCUGAAUGUUUGACUGCUUUCUUCCACAGUUCAAUAAAAAGUUAAAAACCA